AUGGGCGAUUCCUAUUCUGGGAAUUUUCCUAAUGACCAACCAUCGCCGUUUAUGAAUGGAUACCGCUCAGGGACGAACCUAAUCAAGGUCAGGCCACCCCAAGCCGUUUGUGCUGCCACUUCCGACAGGACUCUUUACUGUGCCGAUGGAUGUGGGAUCAGCGAGGCCUUUCUUGGCUGUCUCCUUAUGUGGCCUGAUGUCAGCUCCAGCAUGUGUACUUGA
Messenger RNA from Dovyalis caffra, 222 nucleotides. The record is from the annotation of a GenBank genome assembly. NCBI's taxonomy places the organism in Eukaryota, Viridiplantae, Streptophyta, Magnoliopsida, Malpighiales, Salicaceae.